Molecule: messenger RNA, 640 nt
Organism: Owenia fusiformis
Lineage: Eukaryota; Metazoa; Annelida; Polychaeta; Sabellida; Oweniidae
Source: the annotation of a GenBank genome assembly
ACUCCAAGAGGAAAUACAUUAACAGAAAACACAGUAAAACCAAGUGUUGAUACUCCAACAGCAAAUGCAACAACAGAGAACACAGCGAAACCAAGUGUUGAUACUCCAACAGCAAAUACACCAACAGAGAACACAAUUAAACCAAGAGUUGAUACUCCAACAGCAAAUACACCAACAGAGAACACAUUAAAACGAAGUGUUGAUACUCCAACAGCAAAUACACCAACAGAGAACACAAUUAAACCAAGAGUUGAUACUCCAACAGCAAAUACACCAACAGAGAGCACAGUUAAACCAAGUGUUGAUACUCCAACAGCAAAUACACCAACAGAGAACACAAUUAAACCAAGAGUUGAUACUCCAACAGCAAAUACACCAACAGAGAACACAGUGAAACCAAGUGUUGAUACUCCAACAGCAAAUACAACAACAGAGAACACAGCGAAACCAAGUCUUGAUACUCCAACAGCAAAAACACCAACAGAGAGCACAGGGAAACCAAGUGUUGAUACUCCAACAGCAAAUACACCAACAGAGAGCACAGUUAAACCAAGUGUUGAUACUCCAACAGCAAAUACACCAACAGAGAACACAAUUAAACCAAGAGUUGAUACUCCAACAGCAAAUACACCAACAGAGA